CAUUGUUCUAUCUGUGGCUGGAUCCCUUCUAGCCAGGACCCGGUUGGGUUCGGCGCCUGCCGUAUUUCGCUCGAAACUGUCGAAUGUAUGUCGCAAGCUGACGUCACUUUUAUUGGAUUUUUGUUUAUCAAACAUCAAGAAAAUAAUAGAUUAUAGAGAAGAACACAGUGAGCGCGACCCAACUAGGAUGUUUAAAAAAUUUGAUGAGAAGGAAAAUGUUUCCAACUGUAUUCAACUGAAGACCUCGGUAAUCAAAGGCAUCAAAAACCAGCUGUUGGACCAGUUUUCAGACAUUGAGUCAUGGCUCAACCAUAUCAUGCCAAAAAAGGACCCUGUCAAAAUAGUGAGAUGCCAUGAACACAUUGAAAUCUUGACAGUGAAUGGAGAAUUGCUCUUCUUCAGACAAAGAGAAGGACCGUUCUACCCAACUCUCCGACUGCUGCAUAAGUACCCCUUUAUUCUUCCACACCAACAAGUAGACAAAGGGGCCAUCAAGUUUGUCUUAAGUGGAGCCAAUAUCAUGUGCCCUGGAUUGACGUCCCCAGGCGCCAAACUCUAUCCUUCUGCCUCAGAAACAGUAGUUGCCAUAAUGGCGGAGGGCAAGCAACAGGCGCUUUGUGGAGUCAUGAAGAUGUCUGCAGAAAAUAUAGAGAAAGUCAACAAGGGAGUAGGAGUUGAAAAUGUUCAUUAUCUUAAUGACGGACUGUGGCACAUGAAGACGUAUAAGUGAGAUGUCGUUACCC
Coregonus clupeaformis (lake whitefish) is the source of this 743-nucleotide messenger RNA. RefSeq names its product MCTS1 re-initiation and release factor (gene mcts1). NCBI's taxonomy places the organism in Eukaryota, Metazoa, Chordata, Actinopteri, Salmoniformes, Salmonidae. The record is from RefSeq and is a predicted model, not a curated record. Gene Ontology annotation, biological process: formation of translation preinitiation complex. Gene Ontology annotation, molecular function: RNA binding.